Molecule: messenger RNA, 4032 nt
Organism: Dictyostelium discoideum AX4
Lineage: Eukaryota; Evosea; Eumycetozoa; Dictyosteliales; Dictyosteliaceae
Exons: 1
Coding region: 1-4032 (1343 amino acids)
Biological process (GO): nuclear-transcribed mRNA catabolic process; polyuridylation-dependent mRNA catabolic process
Cellular component (GO): P-body; cytoplasm
Molecular function (GO): RNA binding; RNA nuclease activity; 3'-5'-RNA exonuclease activity
Source: RefSeq, a predicted model, not a curated record
AUGGAAGACUCCACUGAAAUUGUUUUAAAUACUGGCGACAAUAAUAAUAAUAAUAAUAAUAAUAAUAAUAAUAAUAAUAAUAAUAAUAAUAAUAAUAAUAAUAAUAAUAAUAAUAAAAAUAAACCAAAAAAAGCCAAAAAGCCAAAAGUUAAAAUGACAGAUAAUAAUAAUAAUAAUAAUAAUAAUCAAACAACAACAACAACCACAACAACAACACCUCACACUGAUAAUCCAACUGUUCCUAAAAAGAAAAAGUCAACUGAUUUAUCUACAAAAACUAAAAAAAUAUUAUAUAAAGAUGUAGAAUAUGAGGUUACACCAGUUGUACAGUGGGUACCAAAAAAGACAGCAACAACAACAGAUGCUACUAUAAAUACAUCAGCUGCAACUACCACCACCACUACCACCACCUCAACAACAGCAACCGCCACUACCGCCACUGAUUCUUCAUCAGAUACACCAACACAACAAUCACUAAAACCAGCACCAAAACCAAAGAAAGAUAGAGUUAAAAAAGAAAAGAAACCAAAAGUACCAGAUGCAUCGCCAUCAUCAUCAUUAUUAUCAGAAUUUUCAAAUUUAAGUUUAAAUAAUAAAAAUACGGAUGAUAAAGAUGUCACACCAACAUCAUCAGACCCAAAUUUAGAACCAACUACCACUGCUACCACAUCAGAUGUGAAAUCAGCAAGAACCAAAAAAAAGAAAUCAAAACCUUCAAAACCAACCCCUCCAACUGAUAAUGUAAAUAGCACAAACGACAAUUCUACCACAAACACAGCCACUACUGCUAACUCCACAGAAGCAAAAAAACCAAAAAAUAACAGAAAAUCCAAAUCAUCCACCACUGUUACAACACCAAUCACAGAUACUCCUCAAACUGAAUCACAAAAUAGUUCAACACCAACUGCAACCACCACAACAACCACAACAACUACAACCACAACCACACCAACUGCAACAUCCACAUCUGCACCAACAAAUAAGAAAUCAAAAUCAAAAUCAAAAUCAAAACCUGCCACCACACCAUCAACCAACUCUAAUGAAACCAAUAAAGAAAACCAAGUUGAUAAAAAAAUCAAAGUUGAUAAAAAGGUAAAAUCUGAUAAAAAAGAUAAAGUUGAUAAAAAUGAAAAAGUUGAUAAAAAUGAAAAAGGUGAUAAAAAGAAAAGAGGUGAUAAAAAAGAAAAGGCUAAUAAUAAUAAUAAUAACGCUGAAAAGAAAGAUAAGAGAAAAUCAUCAAAAUCAGAUAAAGAAGAUGGUGGUAAUAAAAAUAAUAAUGAAGGUAAAAGGAAGAAAAGAACAAGAUUAUUCUAUAAACAAUAUGUUGAAAAAGAAGAUUUAGAAAAAGGUUUAGCCGAAGGUAAAUAUUUCUUUGGUACACUUAGAGUGAAUCCAAAGAAAUAUCAUGAUGCCUAUAUCACCGUUGAAGGAUGUAGUCAUGAUGUAUUUUGUGAUGGCUUAAAAUAUAGAAAUAGAUCAUUCAAUAAUGAUGUUGUUGCAUUUGAAAUACUUGAUGAAAAGGAGUGGAAAAAGAGACCAAAAAAAGAUGAAGAUGAAGAUGAAACUACUGAAGCAACCAAUAAUAAUAAUAAUAACAACAACGAUACCACAUCCAUUGGUGGUGAAGAGAUUGUAAAUGAAGAGGAUGAAGAUGAUGAAGUUACAAUUGGUGCAAUAUUAAAGGAUGUAUCAACAUCUGUUAAUGAAGGUGAUGAAGGUACUGUUGUUUUAUUAGAUAGUCUAGAUUUAUCAAAGAAAAUGGAAAUUGAAAAUAAAUUAUUAAAAGAACAAAUGUCUGAAAGUAAAGAAAUUGAAAUUGAUUCUGAAGAAAAUGAUUAUAAUAAUAUUAAAACAACAACUACUACUACCACUACAUCUACUACAACUAUCACUGAUGAUGAAGAGGAUGAUAGUGAUGAAGGAUUUGUAAAGAUUGAAAAUAGUCCAAAAGUAUCAUCUGUUAAACCAUCAAAAAAGAACAACAACAACAAUAAUAAUAAUGACCAUUCAAAUUUAAUUCAAAAAUUAGAAAAAAUUGAAAAAUUAACUUUAAAAGCAUUUGAAAAUAAACAAUAUGUAUCAGUUAGAGUUGUUUAUAUUGUUGAAGAAAAACAUAAUAAGAAUCAUGUUGGUAUUAUGGUUGAUGAAAAUGUAAAUUCAAUAUUUACAAACUUUAUACCAAUGGAUACAACAUUACCAAAAUGUUGUAUUUUUAAAGAAUCAAUACCACAAUAUAAAUCCAAUCCAGAGAAAUAUAAGAAAUCAUUGGUAUCAGUUGGAUAUUCAGGUUGGAAAGAAACAUCGCUAUUGCCAAUAGGUCAUUAUAAAUCAUUGUUUGGUGAAUGUGGUAAAAUUGAACCGGAAACCUAUGCAUUGUUAAGUGAAUUUGGUGUUGAAACCGAUCCAUUUUCAAAGGAAGUCAUGGAAUGUUUACCAAAGAUUGAUCAAUCAAAACUUUGGUUACCAAGUGAACAAGAUCUAAAGGGUAGAAGAGAUUUAAGAAAUUUAGAAAUCUGUACCAUUGAUCCUGAUACUGCCAAAGAUUUGGAUGAUGCAUUACAUUGUAUAGAAUUGGAAGAUGGUAAUUUCGAAGUUGGUGUUCAUAUUGCUGACGUUUCACAUUUUGUAAAACCUGAUACCGCAUUGGAUAAAUGUGCUCAACGUAAAGCCACCACCGUUUAUUUGGUUCAAAAAGCAAUACCAAUGUUGCCAUCAUUGUUAUCGGAAGAAUUGUGCUCUCUUAAUAUGGGUGUUGAACGUUUGGCAUUCUCUGUCAUUUGGAAGUUAUCACCAACCGGUGAAAUAUUGGAUGAAUGGUUUGGUCGUUCAGUUAUAAAAUCAUUCUCUCGUUUAACCUAUGCUAUCGCUCAAGCAUUGAUCGAUGACAAGAUUACCAACGCUUGGGAAGAUUGGAUACCUGCAGAUAAGAUGAGAAAGGAUUUAGGUCCAAAUACUGCUCAACAUAUUGCACGUGUAAAAAAGGGUGUACUAGGUUUAAGAUCCAUUGCAAAACAUAUGAGAUCCAAUAGAAUUGCCAAUGGUGCCUUUACAAUUCAUCCAAGUAAGUUAGCAUUUGCAUUGGAUGAUAAAGGUAAUCCAGUUUCAACUAAAAUCUAUCCAAUCUAUGAAAGUAAUAAUUUAGUAGAAGAGUAUAUGUUAUUGGCAAAUAUGAGAGUUGCCGAACGUAUUGGUAAAUUCUUCCCAUCCAAUUCUUUACUUCGUAGACAUCCAUCACCAAAUGAAAACAAGUUGGAAUCAUUCAUUAGUUUCUGUUCAAAACAUGGAUUUGAAAUUGAUUCAUCCUCUUCGUUAACCUUUGGUGAAUCCAUUAAAAAGUUAAAAGAUACUUGUACCGAUAUCAACAUACUUAUGGCAAUUCAAUUACUCUCAAUUAGAUCAAUGAAAUUGGCUGAAUAUUUCUGUUCAAAUAAUGAAGAAGAAGAAGAUUGGCGUCAUUAUGCUUUGAAUGCACCUUUCUAUACUCAUUUCACUUCACCAAUUCGUCGUUAUGCUGAUAUAAUAGUUCAUCGUCUAUUGGAUCUAUCAAUUCAAGUUGAAAAGAACAAUAGAAAUCAUACAGAACAAUUACCAUCAUCAGAAUCAAUCACUGCAAUUUGUAAAAAUUGUAAUGAAAAGAAAUUGAAUGCUCGUAAAGCUCAAGAAAGAAGUGAUAAAGUAUUCCUUUGUGUUUUAUUAGAGAAUCAUCCAACUACCACUGAAGCAGUUGCUCUCAAUACAGGUGCUUCCUAUAUCGUUUGUAUUGUACCUCAAUUUGGUAGUGAACAAAAGGUUUAUCUUGAUGAUUUACAAAAAGAAGGUACAAUCUUAUCUCACUCUUAUGAUGCAACCAAUGGUAUUAAUAUUAUUAAUUGGCCAUCAUUGGUGGAUAAUAAUAAUAAUAAUAACCCAAAUGGUGUCGUAAUUCAAAAGAUUUCUCAAUUAACAACAAUGAAAGUUCAAAUUAGAGUUAACAAAGAUAAAUUCCCAAUUGAUACUAAAUGUGUUUUAGUUCAUCCUAAUACAAUUAUUUAA